GGCCGGGAGCCUCCGCGGAGCCUUCCGGGCCUCCGCGACCAUGUCGGAACAGGCUCCCGAAGUUCCAGAGGAGAUGUUCAAGGAGGUCAAGUAUUACGCGGUGGGCGACAUCGACCCGCAGGUUAUCCAGCUUCUGAAAGCUGGGAAAGCUAAAGAAGUGUCCUACAAUGCGCUGGCCUCACACAUCAUUUCAGAGGACGGGGACAACCCGGAGGUUGGCGAAGCCAGGGAAGUCUUUGACUUACCUGUUGUAAAGCCUUCUUGGGUGCUGCUGUCCGUCCAGUGUGGAGCUCUUCUGCCAGUAAGUGGUUUUUCUCCAGAGUCGUGUCAGAUCUUUUUUGGAAUCACUGCCUGCCUUUCUCAGGUGACGUCGGAAGACAGAAGUGCCCUGUGGGCUUUGGUUACAUUCUAUGGGGGAGACUGUCAGCUGACCCUCAAUAAGAAAUGCACACACUUGAUUGUUCCAGAGCCAAAGGGGGAGAAGUACGAAUGUGCUUUAAAGCGAACCAGCAUUAAGAUUGUGACUCCUGACUGGGUCCUGGACUGCAUAUCUGAGAAGAGCAAAAAGGAUGAAGCGUUUUAUCAUCCUAGGCUGAUUAUUUAUGAAGAAGAAGAAGAGGAAGAAGAGGAGGAGGAGGAAGUGGAAAAUGAGGAGCAAGAUUUUCAAAAUGAGGGUAGCACGGAUGAAAAGUCCAGCCCUGCCAGCUCGCAGGACGGGUCUCCUCCAGGUGACCAGCAGUUUUCCCCCAAGGCCAACAUUGAGAAAUCUAAAGGAGAAUUGAUGUUUGACGACUCUUCAGAUUCAUCACCUGAAAAACAGGAGAGAAAUUUAAACUGGACCCCAGCUGAAGUCCCACAGUUAGCUGCAGCCAAACGCAGACUGCCCCAGGGAAAGGAGCCUGGGCUGAUUAACCUGUGUGCCAAUGUCCCUCCAGUCCCAGGGAACAUUUUGCCUCCUGAUGUCCGGGGUAAUUUAAUGGCUUCUGGACAAAACCUCCAAAGUUCUGAAAGAUCUGAAGUGAUAGCUCCGUGGAGUCCAGCUGUGCGGACACUGAGAAAUAUUACUAACAAUGCUGACAUUCAGCAGAUUAACCGACCAUCAAAUGUAGCACACAUAUUACAAUCCCUUUCCGCACCUACAAAAAAUUUAGAACAGCAGGUGAAUCACAGCCAGCAGGGACAUGCAAACGCCAACACGGUGCUGUUUAGCCAAGUGAAAGUGACUCCCGAGGCCCACAUGUUGCAGCCGCAGCCCCCGCAGCCCCAGCACCCAGUCCUGCACCUGCAGCCCCAGCAGAUGAUGCAGCUCCAGCCACAGCCACAGCCGUACCCCCAGCCGCAGCCGCACCAGUUCCCGCAGCAGCAGCAGCAGCAGGUCCACCAGCACCAGUUCCCGCAGCAGCAGCUGCAGUUUCCACAGCAACAGCUGCACCCUCAGCAGCAGCUGCACCGCCCCCCACAGCAGCUCCAGCCAUUCCAGCAGCAGCAGGCCCUGCAGCAGCAGCUGCACCAGCUCCAGCAGCACGGUCUGCUCCAGCAGCAGCAGCAACUGGCACAGCUCCAGCAGCACGGCCUGCUCCAGCAGCAGCAGCAGCACCUGCAGCAACACCAGCUGCAGCGCGUGCACCAGCAGCAGCAGCUGCAGAGCCAGCCAGUGCCGCACCUGAGUCAGCCGGCCCCAGCCCUGCAGCACCAGGCCCCGCCCCAGCCGCCACCGCCACAGCAGCAGCAGCAGCUUUUUGGACACGACCCAGCAGUGGAGAUUCCAGAAGAAAGCUUCUUACUGGGAUGUGUGUUUGCAAUUGCGGAUUAUCCAGAACAGAUGUCUGAUAAACAACUACUGGCCACCUGGAAAAGGAUAAUCCAGACGCAUGGUGGCACUGUGGACCCCACACUCACCAGCCGAUGUACACACCUUCUCUGUGAGAGUCAGGUCAGCAGCCUGUAUGCUCAGGCAAUAAGAGAGAGAAAGAGAUGCAUCACUGCACAUUGGUUAAACACGGUCUUGAAGAAGAAGAGAAUGGUGCCCCCUCACCGAGCCCUUCACUUCCCAGUGGCGUUCCCGCCGGGAGGGAAGCCAUGUUCCCAGCAUAUUAUUUCUGUGACUGGAUUUGUUGAUAGUGACAGAGAUGACCUAAAAUUAAUGGCGUAUUUGGCAGGUGCCAAGUACACGGGUUACCUGUGUCGCAGCAAUACCGUUCUCAUCUGUAAAGAACCAACUGGUCUCAAGUAUGAGAAAGCCAAAGAGUGGCGGAUCCCCUGUGUCAAUGCACAGUGGCUCGGGGACAUCCUCCUAGGGAGCUUUGAGGCGCUGAGGCAGGUUCAGUACAGUCGCUACACCGCCUUCAAUCUGCAGGACCCGUUCGCCCCGACUCAGCAUCUGGUUUUAAAUCUUCUAGAUGCUUGGAGAGUUCCAUUAAAAGUGUCGGCAGAGUUGUUGAUGGGUGGAAGACUACCUCCCAAAACGAAACAAAAUGAAGUAACGAAUGUCCAGCCUUCUUCCAAAAGAGCCAGAAUAGAGGACAUCCCGCCUCCCACUAGGAAGCUAACCCCAGAGUUAACCCCUUUUGUGCUGUUCACUGGAUUUGAGCCUGUCCAAGUUCAGCAGUAUAUUAAGAAGCUCUACCUUCUUGGUGGGGAGGUCGCUGAGUGUACGCAGAAGUGCACGCACCUCAUUGCCAGCAAAGUGACGCGCACGGUGAAGUUCCUGACGGCCAUCUCGGUGGUGAAGCACAUAGUGACGCCAGAGUGGCUCGAGGAGUGCUUCAAGUGUCAGAAGUUCAUUGACGAGCAGAGCUACAUCCUCCGCGACGCCGAGGCUGAGGUUCUUUUCUCCUUCAGUUUGGAAGAGUCCUUAAAGCGGGCACACAUUUCUCCGCUCUUUAAGACAAAAUAUUUUUACAUCACGCCGGGAAUCUGUCCAAGCCUGUCCACGAUGAAAGCCAUUGUGGAAUGUGCAGGAGGAAAAGUGUUGUCUAAGCAGCCGUCCUUCCGCAAGCUCAUGGAGCACAAGCAGAACAAGAGUUUGUCAGAAAUCAUCUUAAUAUCAUGCGAAAAUGACCUUCAUUUAUGUCGAGACUAUUUCACUAGAGGAAUAGACGUCCACAACGCAGAGUUUGUUCUGACUGGAGUGCUCACACAGACACUGGACUAUGAAUCAUAUAAAUUUAACUGACUGACGCGUCUGGACUGCGCUGUGGCUGGAGUCGGCGGUGGGAGUCCGUGCUGCGGGAGGGAGCCAGCGGCCUUCUCCAGAAGCUCUUGUUUUCCGGCUGCUUUCUUAGGGCACAAGACUUUAAAGCAGGAAAACAAAUAUAAUAAAUAUACUGCAUCUUAUUUAGAUGUGUGAUUUUUAUCCUGAGGAAACAUAAAUUAUGUUUUGUAUUAUACAAUUUUCGGAGCCCACGUUAGGUUUUAUGAUUCAUUUGCCAGGUUUUUAAAUGUUUUCACAAAACCAUCACGGGACUUCAGCUACAAGUGAAAUGGUGUAAAUAAAGACCUUACUAUCUCUAAAUUAUGGAUGUUAAAGAUUUGAGAUGUUUUGUACUUUAUUUUUAUUUCUUAUACUCUGUUUUCUUUUGUAUUGAUAUCUUGCCCACAUUUUAAAUAAAUGUAAUUUUGAACUU
This is a messenger RNA of Otolemur garnettii (small-eared galago), 3626 nucleotides long. It is a transcript of the gene PAXIP1, whose product is annotated as PAX interacting protein 1. Gene Ontology annotation, cellular component: nucleus. The record is from RefSeq and is a predicted model, not a curated record. Lineage: Eukaryota; Metazoa; Chordata; Mammalia; Primates; Galagidae. Gene Ontology annotation, biological process: positive regulation of transcription initiation by RNA polymerase II. The transcript is spliced from 21 exons. The coding region runs from base 41 to 3175 and encodes 1044 amino acids.